This is a messenger RNA of Racocetra fulgida, 247 nucleotides long. Lineage: Eukaryota; Fungi; Glomeromycota; Glomeromycetes; Diversisporales; Gigasporaceae. The record is from the annotation of a GenBank genome assembly.
ACUAAGUGAAUAUGAAAUGCAAGAAAAAUCUCAUAUAAUUAUUCAACUUCCUGUUCAUUUGCUACAAGAACAAAACUUAUACUUUACUUCUGGUAAAGAACAAGAUGCUUUAAAUCGAGCAAGUUUAGAAUAUACAAUGUUAACUGCUUGGUUCAAACUUAAUAAAGAAAAUGAACAAGCAAGAGAAAUACUUUAUCAUGAUAUUCUUCUUUACUAUAGAUUUGUUAAACAAUAUAAAAUAUGGUAA